GGGUAAUAUUCUAAGUUGACAACGGAAACUAGCAACAAACAAUUUUCAGGCGUGGCUUUUUACAAGAAAACAGAUAAUUAUGAAUUAAAUCGUGUCUUAAAUAAGUCAUAAGUUAGCUAUUUUAGCUGGAUAUUAAACUAGGAUUGUUCUAAAUGGUGAAAACACAGUGAAACAAGUGCCUGAAUACAUUAAUAAAUAGGGCGUCGACUGCAGUAGUAAUAUAACGAAAAGUAAACAUGUACGGAAGAAAAACGCCUUCGACUUAUCGAUCGACCCCCUCGGUAUAUUCACAUUAUACCGGGAAAUCUUCAACAAACCUCCGUUCUUCGAAGUCAGUGAGAUCGCUAAGAUUGCCGUGGUAUCAGAAGCCUAUACUCCAUGAUGCGUUCUUCUUGGAUCUUCAGAGAGGAUCGCUCCUUACUGGAUUCUUUACUCUGUUCAUGGCCUUAUUCACGUUUGCGGAGAGCAUCUUCGAUUUGUACUGCUUGUACAUGGCAACACCGGGGUUCACUCACACCGGGUAUUAUGUCAUCAGCUACCAAUUUGUCUACGUUGGAAGUCCACCUGUUCGCAACGUUCUGAUAAUAUUCGCGCUGUUUUCAUGGCUUGGUUCCGUCGCUGUUCUCGUUACAAGUAUAAUACUCAUCAAUGCUCUUAGAAAGUUAGUAAUGCAAGGUAAAAAUAAGGAAUACGAAAAACGCAUAGUACCCUGGCUGUACACUUUCGGCGUAUUCAUUAUCUUCCGUCUCAUAGCGUUCAUAUUCGCCUCCAUAGUGAACGACAUGAUUUUCGCUUACAACGUUAUAAUGUGUCUGUGCUGGAUUAUUUUCUGUGCCGUCGGCAUGUAUGGCUGGGUGCUGGUAUAUAGCUUGUAUCUAGAGCUAGCCGAUUUAACCAAGCUGGAAGAUUUGGCUCAUUUGAGGAUGGGUACAAUGGCAUCUCUAAACGCGUCCCUCGCGGGGUCUCGGCCCACGACCCCGCACAGCACGGUGUCCACCAUGCCGGCCUCGCAGAUAUGAUGCGAGGCCCCGGACCCCCCGGACGAGGCCACGCCCCUCGCACACGCGCACGAGGGGGGCCUUGAGACACCCGUGUGAAUUCGAAAAGAUUGGUAUAGUUUAUUGGUAAAUACUAACUAAGAUUAGGCAGAUUUUUUACUAUUAGAAUCGCUCUAGCAGGCAGUAAGAAAUUGAUAAACAUCUUUGUGCGCGAACACAAUCAUGCUAGCUGUGUACUCGCACGUUUUUUAUUUAUCUUUUAUCUGAUUGAAAUAUCUAUUCUUUUCUAUGUAAAAUUUUCAGCCUGUAUAAAAAUCAGCCCUUAAAAAGUUAUUCAGUAGAAAAUUUAUGUACGCCAAAUAACUGUAAUGUUUGCCUUUUAUAGUAGAUCUUGUAAGUCUACAAUUUUGUACUUUAUGUAUUAUUUGCAUCCAAAAAUAUAAUGUCUAACCAACUGUCGCUCGUCUGAAAACACUAAGGUGAUCCCUAGACGAUCUACUAAAUUGCGCAAUGAAUUUUAGCGCUUAAAUGCACAAAGUUAUUUUAGGCCUAGUGGCCGACUAAGUUUGUAAUAAUUUCAGUAAAAUGCAAAUUAUUUAUGUAAAAUGCUAUUUUAGUAACAAAAAAACUUUUUUAAACUAACAAUUCGCUCGGAUGUUUUAAGAGGGGUAUUCAAUGGUCCAAACAUGGCAACUUAAUCUUAUAAUAAUUAUAAUUCUAGUAUAAGCAAAGAAAACCUUAAAAUUAUGAUCAAAAUAUACUCUAUGUAUGAAUAUUGUCAAAAAAUACUAUCUGUCCCGCUUUCAAGGCAAAAGUACUGAACCGAUUUAAAUUAAUAUUUGGUACUCAGAUAGCCGAGAGCCUAAAAAAGGUGAUAGGCUACUUUUUACUCGACAGCGGGAAGUAGCUACCUGGGACACGAGUAAAACCACGGGUAACUGCUAGUUAAUAAUUUUUGGGUUUUAAAGGUAUACCUUUAAAACACCGAAGAAAUAUAUUUCUGCCUUUUAAAUUAAAAAAGGUAUUCUGAUUAUUCAUUGAUAAUUCAUUGUUUUUUCUUAAAAAUGCCCUUAUUUAGUAUAGAUUUUCCGUCCUUUCUAUAUUUUAUAAUUAGUUUAUUUUUAGAGCCGAUUUCUCAAACACCAGAUAACUUUUAUUUGAAGAAUAAUGUUUGACGUUUUGACAGCUUUUAUAUAGAAAUAUAUAUUCCUCAUAUAUUUUGUAUAGAAAUAUAUAUUCUCCAUAUAUAUUCCUCAGAUAUAAGUUAAGUAAUUAUUGAAAAAUCGGCCCUCAAUCGAAAUAUUUUAAUGUUAAGAAUCUCAUUAUUACUGAUGUAUAUUUUAGUCUUUAUGUGAUGUUGUUUAUAUAUAUCAUUUUAUUAUGACUCAAUUUUAUAUUUGUAUAAACAUAAGAAAUACAUUUUAUGCAACGCGUAUGCAUGUUAUUAAUAAGCCUUUAAUAAAUUAAGAUCUGUUUAAAACUAAGGAAUUUUAGAAUCACAUUUUUGCGUUGUAGAAUGAAAAUGCAAUGACUGAAAUUAUGAAAUCAUGCAAGAUUAAAGAUUAGAAAUACUUUAUAAAUGCAAAAUUAACUCAUAUCAUGAAUAUUUUUAAACUGAUCUAGAGCAAAACUUGUAUUUUUAAUAAGCGAUAAGAUUUAUAUAGAACGCACCUUAGCAAUACAAUAAUACUACAUUUACGAUGAGUUGCACCAUUUAAUUAUAACGAUAACCGAACCAUUUUCAGUUGUCAAAUCGCCGAUGUGACCAAUGGGCGGCAAGUAUACGGCUGGUUAUGGUUUGAUGUAUAGUAUGAUCAAAUUCGCCUGAUCUCUCUCCGGUGGUGCCGGAUUGUCGUCCCAUCGCGCUAUGAGAGUGAAGGAAUAGUGAGUGCACCUGUGUCCAAGCAAAUGCUCGUGCACUAUAAUAUUUCCUGCGCAGUUGCCUGAUCUCCUUAUAUGAGAACAGCCGCCGAUAAUUGGCUUGUUAAAUGGUGCAACUCAACUUAUAUUACAUGUUUAACUAAUUAAUAAUAAUUUGUGUAUAAUAACGACUGCCUCUAUGCCAUAAAAAGAAAAGUAUUACAAUCACUGUGUGUGCCUUUUUAUAGUGCCUUGAAUUUAAGCACAAUUUUUGUAUAUGUAUUUUGAAAAGAAAAGUAUUUUGAUAGAACGACUGAGUGGUGACUAACAACCAGUUUCUUCAUCAAAAGUAAAAGCCAAAGUAAAGUCAUAAAGUAAAAGUAACGGUCAAAUUCGUUUUUUCAAGGCUAAAGUGACAGCAAAACUAGUAGAAAGAAUGAAUUUGACCGUUACUUUUACUUUAGACAUUACUUUGAGUUUUACUUUUGAUGAAGAAACUGGCUGUCAGUCAUUGUAAACUUAUAUUUUCACUAGAAUUUUACACAUAAGUUCGCUGCAAUUAACCUAAAUAAUAAUAUUUCUGAAAAACCUGAAUUUAUUUCGGCUUAUUCUGGCAUCAAAUUGUAACAUAGCCUAUGCAUUAUGUAACAUUUCUGACUAACUUAGUACGUAGAAUAGUUGACUCAGUUCCGUCCAAUGAGCAUUUUUUACUUUACUAUAAAUAAUAUUGUACCUACAUAUUGUGUGGAAUAAAUUUUUAACUAAGAACU
Molecule: messenger RNA, 3628 nt
Organism: Helicoverpa armigera (cotton bollworm)
Lineage: Eukaryota; Metazoa; Arthropoda; Insecta; Lepidoptera; Noctuidae
Gene: pasi2
Exons: 7
Coding region: 237-1019 (260 amino acids)
Source: RefSeq, a predicted model, not a curated record